Messenger RNA from [Candida] anglica, 4671 nucleotides. Lineage: Eukaryota; Fungi; Ascomycota; Pichiomycetes; Serinales; Debaryomycetaceae. The record is from the annotation of a GenBank genome assembly.
CUUUCUUAUCAUCAUUCAUUGCAAGUCGAGUGGCAUUUCAUUUACAUUGAAAAGUUAGUUUCAAUUCUAAACUAGUUGUUUUUUUUUUAAAAAUAAAGAAGAAGGUUCUCUCGAUGCAAUGGAUAAGAGACAAAUUCAAGAUUCGCCUCCCAAAUCCAAAAAGAGGGUCAAAAAUGGUAUAGAAUCCCGACCAAAGCCAAAAACAACGUAUUUUUUCAAACCAAUCAAUAGACUUGAUCCUCCAACCAGUAUAAGAUCUGUCUCUCCUGAAGAAAAGAAUUCAAGACGUGAUAAUGAUGUACCAGAUGUUGAACAGAAUGUAGAACAGUUGAAUACAAAAUUACAACCACAACAAACUCCAACAAAAGAUCGGAAACCACUUCUGGAAUAUGAAAAGUUACUUUUAGAACAACAAUCAUCAGAUGAUAGUUUUGAUGGUAUUAGAUGGGGUACACCAAGAAAUCAAAAGGUUGGUUCCAAUAAUGGUACCAAGCAACUUCAUCAAAGAUUAAAUUCAUCAUCCCCACUUAAAAACGUAAAUUCCCCCGUAGUAAACGAAGAAGAACUGAAAUACUCUGCAACCUUAAUAAACGAACAAGUGAAUUCAGUGUUGACAAAGUAUGGUGGUAGUGGAUUUAAUAACAUUCUUUCCCAAACUCCGAAAAUGAGUAGAACCCAUAGUGAUGGACUCUCUGGAGAAAGCAAACGACAAAGAGAUCGUGAUUUCCGAAGAUUAGAAAGCUCACCAACUAUGGUACGGUCUAAAACUACGGGGCUAGAUGCAAUGGGGGGCUUUUCCUUGUCUCAUUCAAAAUCAAAGUCUUCCACUCCACUUGAAAUUGCACCCUUAAGCUCCACUUUAAAUAGUUGGAUAGAUAAGUUUGAUGUGAAAGAUCUGGAUCUGAGUUCAGAUCCUAAAUAUACCGCGGAAUCGGUCCAAGGUAGUGGUGGUGGUGGGGGGGAUUCUCUGGUCAAAUUCUCUGAAAACAUCCCUUCGCAAAAUACUCAAAAUAUUCUUGAUGAUAUUGAUUUUGAGGAUGAUUUCAGUGAUUCCAGUGUAAUAGCAGUGGAAGAUGCCCCUAUAGAAGGAUCUCCGAAGCCAACUUUAGCAAGUGUGAAUCUUAUCAAUGAACAAUCAGAUGAAUCAGACGACCCAUUUUCUGAUGAUGACCUCACUGGGAUUUUGGGUGGAUCCAUGUCCACUUCAAUUCCAAAGUUACCAACAUUACAUCAAAGCAAUAGUAUUGUUCUGGAUAUAAAUCUUACUACUCAACAAAAGAACGACAGAGUUCAUGUAGAUUUGUUUCAAAAUGGUAUGAAGAGUAUUGAAAGUCGUAAUUUAGCACCCGACCGUGAACCAAAUGACCACCCUAAGGCUGAAGUUGCUAACGAGGCAAAACUUUCAUACAAGAGAAGGGAUUUGCAUAGAUAUCAAAUUAAAAACAUAUUCAGAAAUACUUUCCGCGUGCAAGAUCGUCUCAGAGAUCAAGUCAUCUUAACGGUCCAAGACGAAAAAAGUGUAGAACUGAAAAUCGUGGUCCGUGGUGAAUAUGUUCAACUUGAGUUUGAAGUGAAUGAUGUAAUCCAUCUAAUCUUGACGUCAGAGAAUUCCCCCAAACUUGUUGAUGAUCAACACAACUUAUUGAUUUGGAACCCUGAUGUUCUUAUAUCAGCUACUACUGCCUCACAACAAAUGAACUGUCCUAGAAAAACGGUACUUACAAGUAGAUUUCGAUUCCCAGGUGAAAGUUCGGUACCACUUGUGGUUGGGACCAUUAUCCAUAUCAUUUUCCAAGCCUGUUUGGCGAGUGACAAUUGGUCCGAUGACUUUUUACAACAAACAAUGAAUGAUGAGUUGAAUGAUCAUUUAUUUGAAAUAUACAGUAUAGGUAACGAGUUGGAGAAAGUUCGUAUGGAAAUCAAGGAACAAUUACCUUACUUGAAAACUUGGUCCAAUACUUAUUUCAAAAAGCCGCUCACUGGAUCAACGAGGAUCCCUACAAACCAAAGAAACAUGCUGUCCCUUUUCUCGGUGAGUAACGUUCUUGACGUUGAAGAAAAUAUCUGGUCACCAAUGUUUGGAUUAAAGGGGAUGGUUGAUGUAACUGUGGAAGCGAACUUGAAAAAUACUGAUAUGCAAGGAAAAUUUUUGAUCCCCAUGGAAAUUAAAACAGGAAGGGAACAUAUCAGUCAUCAUGCUCAAUCCUCAUUAUAUGCUUUGUUGUUUAAGGAUAGGUACGAUAUUGAUGUGAACUCAUUUUUACUCCUCUAUACUAAAGAGAAGUUAUUAAAAUUAAACACCAUCAGCCAAACUGAUCUAAAAUCCUUGGUCAAUUUACGAAAUCGUAUCACGAAAUAUAUGAAGGAAGACACCAGAGAACUUCCUGGCUUGUUGAAGCAAUCUGCUUGUGAUAGAUGUGAGGUUCAAAAGAGUUGUAUGACGAUAAAUAAAUUAGUUGAAAAUGGAAAUCAAAGCGAAAGUGGUUUACAAAAUGGUUUAUAUGACUCUUUAACUAUACAUUUAGAUGGGAAAGUCAAUUACCGUGACUUUUACAAUCAUUGGGAUGAGCUUUUAACGAAGGAAGAAAGUGUUGUUUCUCUGUUGAAGAAAGACUUAUGGACUCUUACUGCCAAGGAAAGAGAAGAAAAGGGUGGUAAAGCCCUCUCUAAUCUAUUUAUCAAAGAGUCAGGUGGUGAUGAUGAUUUGCAAACUAAAUUUACAUAUACAUUUGAAAGGGCCAGUAAUGUCGACGCAAAUACCCUUCAAUUAUCUCAAUUGUGCAAAAAUGAUAGAGUAAUUAUCAGUGAUGAAAAGGGUCAUUUUGCUAUUGCUCAAGGUUUUAUUUUAUCAAUAAGGCCAAGUUUCAUUGUCAUCUCUAGUAAUCGGAGAAUUAUCAAUUCAAGUGUUAAGACGAACAGCUUCAAUAUGAACAAUAAUCAAACCUUCCAUAGUGUCUUGCAUAAAACUUUGGGGAAUUCAACAUUUCCACUCGAACAAAAAACUUAUAGAAUUGAUAAAGAUGAAAUGUUUCAUGGUAUGGGGUUAGCCAGGUACAACAUAUUAAAUUUGUUUUUGGAAGGGGGUGAUGAGAUGAGGCGUGCCAGUAUUGUGGAUAAGAAGGAGCCGAAGUUUUCCUCUGGUACUAUCAAGCCUGAUAUAAUCAAGGACUUUAAUAGUGAUCAAGUCAAUGCAUUUAAUAAGGUGCUUAAUACGAAAGAUUAUUGCUUGAUCCUUGGAAUGCCAGGCACUGGGAAGACCACUGUGAUCGCAAGAAUAAUCCAGUUCCUAGUUCAAAGUGGGAAGAGCGUACUUCUUGCUGCGUAUACUCACUCCGCUGUAGAUAACAUUCUAUUAAAAGUAAAGGAUUCUGGUAUAAAUAUUUUGAGAGUGGGACACCCUGCUAGGGUACAUCCAGAUAUUAGAAAAUUCGUUGCAGGUUGUGCAAAUGAUAGUGCCAAAAUUUCCAAUUAUAGUGAGUUCAUUAGAACUUACAUGAACCCUCAAGUAGUUGCCACUACCUGCUUAGGAGUCGGAGACAUUGCAUUCAACUUAAGAUCCAAUUUUGAUUAUUGUAUCAUUGAUGAAGCAUCACAAGUGUCUAUGCCUGUAAGUCUCGGACCCCUCAGAUUUUGCACGAAGUUUGUAUUGGUCGGUGAUCACCAUCAACUUCCACCACUUGUUCAACAUCCAAGUCCUGUAGUUAAGAAUGGACUUUCUCAGUCCCUUUUCAAGAUUUUAAGUGAGGAGCACCCACAAAGUAUCGUUGAACUUUCAUACCAAUAUCGUAUGUGUGAAGAAAUCAUGUUACUAUCAAAUUUAUUGGUGUACAGUGGAAGAUUGAAAUGCGGAUCUUCAAAAGUUGCAAAACAAAGCUUAGCAAUUCCACAUCCAGAACGCAUAAAUUCUCAAAUAUCAACCGAGUAUGACUCAAUCCUUCUGAAAAAUGAUUUGUGGUUAAACGAUGUACUUGAACCUCAAAAUAAAGUUCUAUUUCUCAAUCAUGAUUCAGUUCCAGGAGAGGAAAGAGUGGUCGGUGAAAAGGUGGAGAAUCCGAAAGAAGUCGACUUGAUUCAUCAAAUAAUUUCAGCUCUCACAUUAUGUGGGGUUCAAGAGUCGAGUAUUGGAGUCAUGUCGCUUUAUAGAGCACAAUUACGACUCCUUACUCGUCGAUUGGUUCAAAAGCCAAAAGUUGAAAUUUUGACUGCUGAUCAAUUUCAAGGUCGUGAUAAAGAAUGUAUUAUCAUUUCACUUGUACGGUCAAACAAAGAAAGUAGAGUCGGUGACCUUUUGAAGGAGUGGAGAAGAGUAAAUGUUGCAAUUACAAGAUCCAAAUGUAAACUUAUCUUAGUGGGAUCUAAAUCUACUUUGAAAACUAUUCCUACUUUGGCUGCUUUCAUGGGACUAAUUGAAAGUAGAGGUUGGAUGCAUGACCUUCCUAAAAAUGCAGACAGAUUCUAUAGCUUUCCAUUUGAUGUCGAUAGCCCUGUCAAAAAGACUAAACUCUCGACAACAAAAGUGGGUGAUAAACUUGUUGGAAAUCAUCCAGUGCUAAAGGAUAUUUUUAACGAACUUACGAAUUAAAUAUUUAUAAAUACUUUUUUUUUCCUUUUUGCAUUCUUCUACAUCCUUCUUGUAGCGAUAUUUAUUAUUAUAGUUCCCAAAAAUAAUAG